Molecule: messenger RNA, 742 nt
Organism: Triticum dicoccoides
Lineage: Eukaryota; Viridiplantae; Streptophyta; Magnoliopsida; Poales; Poaceae
Product: protein RADIALIS-like 3
Exons: 2
Coding region: 94-384 (96 amino acids)
Molecular function (GO): DNA-binding transcription factor activity
Source: RefSeq, a predicted model, not a curated record
CCAGCAGCCAACAUCCAAGCGUAGUUCAGGUCAUAAGUUAAGGUAUAUAGCAGCUUAAUUAUCGUUCGAGAAACCAAUCGUCGAGCGAGAUCAAUGGCUUCCCUGUCAAUGAGCGCGGUGUGGACGCCGAUGCAGAACAAGCUGUUCGAGCAGGCGUUGGCGGUGCACGACAGGGACACGCCCGACCGCUGGCACAACAUCGCCCGGGCUGUCGGCGGCGGAAAGUUGGCGGACGAUGUCAGGCGCUACUACGAGCUGCUCGUCCACGACAUCGCCCGUAUCGAGGCCGGCAAGGUGCCCUUCCCCGCGUACCGUCCCCCAUGCCCCGGCCCCGGCCACAACGGUAGCUACGAGGCCGACAGGUUGAAGCACUUGAAGAUCUAGCUAGGCGGUAAUCGAUCGGGUAAUGGGCAAGGGAUGAUACACACUACACAGAUGGACUGAACGAAGAAGCAUGUGCGUGCAUGGGCUCAUAAGCGCGUGCAUGGUGUCCAUGACUCCAUGUCAAUGUAUACAUGGGCAGAAAAGUCGGCCGAUUAUGCAGAUGCAUGCAUGUUGAUAAUACUCUAGCGGCUAGUGGUCUAUAAGUAUGUACGUGAGAUCGACUUGUCUCCUUACUCACAUGGGUUUAACUUAUCUCGUAUGUAUGUAUUCUAAUGUACAAUAUUAAUAUUAUCCUUAUAUUAUUGUCUGCACAUUGUAACCAUAUGUCCGUAUCAAUGGAGAGUUAAAUUGAUGUUAA